AUGAGGGUGUUUGUGUUAGCUCUUGCAGUGGCCCUUGUGGCUGCCAACCAGGGAAACCAUGUUCCAGAGUUUGCUCCAGACCAGAUCUACGUCUACAAAUAUGAAGCCAAACUCAUGGGAGGCAUGCCUGAAGAGGGCCUUGCUCGAGCUGGAGUUAAAAUCCUGAGCAAAGUUCAGCUUCAUGCUGACAGUUCCAACAAUGUCACUCUGCAGCUGGAUGCUCCACAGUUCUUUGAGUACAAGGGAAAAUGGGCCAAAGAUGAUUCCAUUACAGCCAACUUCACUCAACACUUGACACCCGUCAAGUUUCAGUACACCAAUGGUAAUGUUGGUAAAGUGUAUGCACCAGCAGCUAUCCCUAAAACUCUGCUGAACAUCUACAGGGGAAUCAUCAACAUCUUUCAAAUAAAAAUCAAGAACACCCAGAAUGUGUACGAACUUCAAGAGCUUGGAGCUCAGGGUACGUGCAAGACCCAGUACAUCAUUUCAGAUGAUCAAAAAGCUGAGCGUAUCUAUCUGACCAAGACCAAGGACCUGAACCAAUGCCAAGACAAAGUUGUAAACGACAUCGGCUUGUCUUACAUGGAGAAAUGUCCCGAGUGUGAGAGAAAAUCAAGGGCCCUGAAUGGAGCGUCUUUCUAUAACUACACACUGAAACCAGAAGCCAACAGUGCUCGACUCUUGGAAGCAACAGUUACAGAGAUUUACCAGUAUGCACCUUUUGAGACCAUGCAUGGUGGUCCCCAGAUGGAAUCUAGGCAAAACCUGAUAUACCUGGAGCAAAAGAGUGCUCCAGUGGAGUCCAACAAAAACACAGAGUACAAUCAGAGCAGCACCCUGCUGUAUGAAUUUGGCAGCGAGGUCUACCAGACCCCUUUCAGUCUUUUGGAUCCUUCCAGUCGUUUGGAGAGAAGUGAAUCUCAGUGGAAUCAGAUUGUGAGCCAUUUGGGGAGUUCUAACAGAGACAGGGUCCAUGAAGAAAGUCCUCUCAAGUACAUUGCGCUCAUUCAGCUGCUGCGUGAAGCUCAAUAUGAAAGAAUCCUGACUGUCUGGAAUCAGAUCAAAGAUAACCAAGAUCAGAGGCACUGGAUUCUCAAUGCCAUUCCUGCCAUUCGUUCUCAUGUUGCUCUGCAGUUCGUCAUGGACAGGUUUCUUAAAAAAGAGCUGAGUUCUCUUGAAGCUGCCCACGUUCUCCUGGUCUCUGUUCACUUAGUGAAAGCUAGCAAUGAAGCUAUCAAGUUUGCUCAGGAUAUGAUUCAAAAUGAAAAAUUCCGAGAACACAGCGUUCUGUGGAACAUUGUCUUGCUGGGCUAUGGUACCCUGGUGGCAAAACAGUGUGUGGAGAACCCAGGCUGCUCUUCUGACCUUGUAAAACCUUUCCAUGAACGUCUUGCCCAGGCUGUAGAAAGACAAGAAAUUGAGAAGAUCAUUACCUCUCUCAAAGUUCUGGGUAACGCUGGACAUCUUGCUAGCUAUAAACCAAUCCAGAAAGUCUUGCCUGGAUUUGGCAGUACUGCUGCUAAUCUCCCUCUCAGAGUUCACAUUGAAGCUGUUCUGGCCCUGAGGAACAUUGCUAAGAAUCACCCCAGACCGGUCCAGGAAACAGUCAUUCAACUGUUUAUGAGCAAAGAACACCAAGAACUCCGUAUGGCUGCUGCUAUUGUCCUGUUUGAGACAAAGCCCUCCACUGGUCUGGUGAUGACACUUGCCAAUGCCAUCGCCAAAGAAAAUAAUGACCAGAUCUCCAGUUUCAUCUACUCUUACAUGAAGUCCAUGACUAAGAGUGCCGCUCCUGACUUUGAGUCUGUUUCUGCUGCCUGCAGUCUUGCCAUUAGGGUCCUCAGCCCCAGACUGGACAGACAGAGCUACCGCUACAGCAGAUCUCUCUAUGCUGAUACCUACAACUAUCCCUGGAUGGUUGGUGCUGCUGCCAGUGCCUACUACAUCAAUGAGGCCGCAGCUUUUCUACCAAAAACUGUGGUUGCCAAAGCCCGUGCUUAUCUGGCCGGAGCUUAUGCUGAUGUUCUUGAGAUUGGCGUGAGAAGUGAGGGAAUCCAGGAGGCCUUGGUGAAAAACCAGAACAUUCCUCAGAAUGAGCAAAGGGUCAACAAGAUGAAAGCAAUCCUUAAAGCUCUGUCUUCAUGGAAAGCUGAACCAUCAAGCCAGCCUCUUGCCUCUGCAUAUGUGAAAAUCUUCGGACAGGAAGUUGCAUAUGGCAGCUUUGAGAAUCUUAUUGUUGAACAGAUCAGUGAGGUAGUGUAUCUACCAGGGUUUCAUUUGACCAAUAGGAAGGUCCUUCAGAAGCUGAUGUCUGGUUACAAACAUUAUUAUGCUCAACCACUGCUGCUUAGUGAGAUUCGUCGCAUCCUUCCCACUGCUAUUGGCUUGCCUAUGUCACUCAGCCUGUACACCUCUGCAGUGGUUGUUGUACCUGUCAACGUUACAGUCAAAGUGGACCCACCACUUGCCAGAGAGAACUUCCGUCUUGCCCAGCUUCUUAAGUCUGACAUCAGAAUGAGCGCUGUAAUCACUCCAAGUGUCUCUGCUCACACCUAUGCAGUUAUGGGUGUUAAUACUGAUCAGUUCAAGGCUGCUGUAAUGUCAAGAGCCCGUGUUCACUCAGUUGUUCCUGCAAAGAUGGAAGCAAGAGUUGAUAUGAGGAGCAACUUCAAGCUUGAGCUUUUGCCUGUUCAGGGAAUCACUAAGCUUGCAAAGCAGAGUAUACUUGAGACUUUUGCUGUUGUAGGAAAUAUGAAUGUUACCACACUCACACCACUGAUUCCAGCUGAAGUUGCGAUAGGGCAAUCAUCGGAGGCUCACAAAUCACAGGCUUCAAGGAUGGCAUCCUCCUUGUUUGGUAGUCAAAUCAUCUGAACUCCGCAUCCAGGCCCAAAACAAAAAGGUGACAUCCCACUCCCCAAAAGCAUUGGGAAGAAAAGAUGCUUGGAAAAGCAAACCUUUGGUUAUAAAAUAUGUGGUGAGACUCAAGCUUACAACGCUUCCUACAUCAGGGCAUCCCCAUUAUACUCUAUGAUUGGAAAGCAGUUGCUGAACUUGCAAUUACUCCAGGCAACAACUGGGACAGCCGUUGAGAAGAUUGCAGUUGAAAUUCAAGUUGGACAGAGAUCAGCAGAUAAGAUCAUGAAAGUUAUUUCCAGGAGUGAGGAAGAGGAAAUCCUUGAGUCCAAGAAUGGUCCUACUGAACUGAAGAAAAUCCUGAUUCCUGGUCUAAACAAUGGCACAUCAAGUUCCCCAGCGCGAGCAGCUCCUCAAUCAACCAGCUCUAGCUCUAGCAGCUCACGCUCAAGCCUCUCCAACUCUUCAUCUUCCCAAUCAAGCUCCAGCUCCUCAUCCCGCAAAAUACAGAACUCAGCUGCUGGAAGCAGGCGGCGUUCUAAACUCUCGCUCCCAGCAAGCGCUUAUCACAGGACAAAGAAGUCCAGCAGCUCAUCAAGGAGUAGUUCAAGCAGUCAGUCAUCCAGCCAGUCCAGAAGCAUUCCUCCUCUCAAGUUCAAGCUCCCAGUCAAAGGUGGGUCAAAUUCACCUUCUAUCAUUAAAAAAGGGAAAAAAAAACAUAAAUUUGUCAAGAACCACAUCCACCAGCAUGCCCUCUCCACAGGCCGUGCCAACAGCAAGAGCAGUGCUUACAGUUUUGAGACCAUCUACAAUAGGCUAGUUUAUCACAUCAAAUCUGUUGCUCCAAUUGUGACCGUUCUCAUCCGGGGUGUGACAGCUGAAGCACAGGGGUACCAGAUUGCAGCUUAUGUUGAUAAAGUCACUUCUAGACUGCAGGUUAUUGUUGCCAACUUGGCUAGAGACAACAACUGGAGACUCUGUGCUGAUGGCGUGGUGCUCAGCAACCACAAACUGAUGGUAAAAGGAUGUUGGCUGGGCUCUGAAUGCAAACAAUACAAGGCUGAGAUCACAGCUGAAACUGGUGUUGUGGAUCAAAAGCCAGCAGCCCGCCUUAAAAUGAGUUGGGAGAAACUUCCAAGUCGCAUGCAGUUGUACAUGAAGUGGUUGUCAAAAUUCAUUGGCCUCAUGGCUGAGGAAAGUGGACUGAGCAUUGCAAGGACCAAGUACCUUCGAAACCAGAUCAAACUGACAGUAGCUGCUGCUUCUGAGAAAAGUGUUAAUGUUGCACUGCAGACAUCAAAGACUACCAUCUACACUGGAGUGGGUCUCCCAAUGUCCUCUGCCAAUUGGACAUCUGCUUAUGAUGUGAACACAGACCAGAACUUGGCUGGCAACAUCAUUAAUCUGGUUGCUAAGGCCACUUCAGAUGAGUGCAGAAUUUUCCAAGACAAAGUGAGAACAUUCAAUGGCAAUUCAUUCAGCAGCGACAUACCUCACCUUUGCCCACAGAUCUUGUCCCAAGAUUGUACAGCUGAAUUGAAAUUCAUGGUUCUGCUGAAGAAAGACCAAGCAACCAACCAAUAUGAGGUCAAUGUGAAGAUUGGACUCAUCAAUGUUGACUUCUAUCUGAAGAAUGGUGCUGUCAAAGUCAGUGUUGAUGGAUCAGAAAAUUACCAGAUUCCGUAUGAGCAUCCUAAUGGCAAAAUUUCAAUCCGACAAAGAAGUGAUGGCGUUGCUCUCGUGGCUCCAAGCUUCGGUCUUCAGGAAGUAGAGUACACCAGAACGGACUUAAAGGUUCAAGUUGCACACUGGAUGAAGGGAAAGACUUGUGGGCUCUGUGGACCAGCUGAUGGGGAGGUCAGACAGGGGUACCGCAAACCAGACAAAAGCCUGACCAGGGACCCAGUCAGCUUUGCCCAUUCCUGGGUUCUGGGUGGAGACAGCUGCCGCGAUACUACUCAGUGCUUGAUGAGACUUGAGUCGGUGAAGCUGGAGAAGCAGGUCAACGUCUUUGGCCAAAAUUCUAAAUGUUACUCUGUAGAACCUGUGCUGCGCUGCCUGGCAGGCUGCAUGCCAGUGAGAACCACCACCGUCAGUGUUGGCUACCACUGCGUACCCUCAGAUUCCUACAUGAGUCGCCCUAAUAGUCUGAACAGCAUCCAGGAGAAGAGCAUUGACCUGGUGGAAGCCACAGAGGCCCACGUCGCCUGUCGCUGCACGGCUCAGUGCUCUUAAUCUAUUGCUGUCA
Molecule: messenger RNA, 5104 nt
Organism: Salarias fasciatus (jewelled blenny)
Lineage: Eukaryota; Metazoa; Chordata; Actinopteri; Blenniiformes; Blenniidae
Product: vitellogenin-2-like
Biological process (GO): lipid transport; response to estradiol; cellular response to estrogen stimulus
Molecular function (GO): lipid carrier activity
Source: RefSeq, a predicted model, not a curated record